AUGUCGGGCUGGAAGUACGCACUUGCUUUGAGCAAGCAAGAUGUCUUAACUGCCACACCGCCAGGAACAGUAAGGCUGCUAGCCGAGGACGAGUCCACUACCAGAUCAUUGAGGUCUUCCAACUCUCUGAUCCGAUUCCCGCAACCAUCCGAAGACCCGGCAGACCCCCUCAACUGGGCCCAAUGGCGCAAAUUCGGGCUGCUGCUGACUGUCUCGCUUUAUUCUUUCGUCGGCAACUUCACCAGUUCAGGCAUUGCACCGGCACUGUCACUCUGGUUCAAGGAGUUCCCACACGAUGUGCGGCCGUUUAGCGACCUGUCGUACUUCAUCGCUGUCAACGUCUUGUUCCUCGGGGCAUCCAACAUCUGGUGGGUACCAUUGUCGAACAUCUUUGGCCGGAGGCCGGUGCUCCUCGUCGCGACUCUGAUCAUGACUGUCUGCACCGUCUGGUGCGCCGUUUCGUCCUCUUACAGCUCCGUGCUGGCUGCGAGGUUGUUCCAGGGUAUCGGAGCCGGCGCCUCCGAGUCCGUGGCGCCCGCUCUGAUCGGCGAGGUCUUUUUCGUUGACGAGCGCGGCCGCGCGAUGGCCAUCUACACGGUCUUCCUCGCCUCAGGAUCGCUGAUUGGCGGCAUCGCCGGCGGUUACAUCGGUUAUGAUGUAGGAUGGGCGUACAUCUUCUGGGUCGGAGUCGCCCUUUCCGCAGCUUGCUUCGUUGGCACCUUAUUUCUCGUGCCCGAGACCCUCUACGACCGAAUCGUCCCAUCCAUCGACUCCCCAGGUGGCUCUCAAUGCGAGGAAAAGGGGACGGAAAGCCAUCUUGAGGAUACCCGAAGCCGAACCCUGGACUACCGCCCAUACACCUAUGGCAGAUCCCUUGGAUUCACUCAUUACCGCGGCAAUGUGGUCAGCCACUUCUUGGCACCGUGGAAGACUCUCAGGUUCCCUGGCACUUGGGUAGUCAUGUUCCACUACGCCGGACUCGUUGGUGGGAUCGUCACCAUCUCCACAGUCGGGCCCCAGAUUAUGGCCGCACCACCGUAUCUCUGGGGAGCCAAUGCUGGGCUUAUCAAUGUUGGAGGAAUCAUCGGCACCAUCUUGGGGGCCCUGUACACCUACUUUCUCUCCGACAAACAGCUCAAAAGGAAGGUCAAGACUUCGGGCAGCGGUUUCGCGGAAGCAGAGAGCAGGCUGCCGACCAUGUUCCUUUCUCUCGGCAUUUCAACCGGCGGGUUCUUCGUCUUUGGAUUUACUGGCCAGUACCCAUCCAGAGCCGGAUGGGUUGGUCUCUGUGUCGGGUUUGCCAUGGUUUCCUUUGGGCUGAUGCAGUUGCCCUCGAUCGGAUUUAACUACAUCAUCGAUGCCUAUCAACAUCACGCCAGUGAUUGCUUCGUCAUGGUGACUAUUAUGCGAGCCAUCAUUGCUUUUGCCUGGACGUUCUUCGUUGCCGAGUGGGUCGAGAAGAAGGGCACUGCAGAGCCGUUCGGCAUCUUUGGAAUGCUCAUGGGGCUCUUCUCGCUUCUGACUGUCCCGCUGUGGCUGUACGGCAAGAGAAUGAGGAUCGCGACAAGGGACUUGGUGGAGAAAUAA
Messenger RNA from Colletotrichum higginsianum IMI 349063, 1587 nucleotides. RefSeq names its product Major facilitator superfamily transporter. Gene Ontology annotation, cellular component: membrane. The coding region runs from base 1 to 1587 and encodes 528 amino acids. NCBI's taxonomy places the organism in Eukaryota, Fungi, Ascomycota, Sordariomycetes, Glomerellales, Glomerellaceae. The record is from RefSeq and is a predicted model, not a curated record. The transcript has 5 exons. Gene Ontology annotation, molecular function: transmembrane transporter activity. Gene Ontology annotation, biological process: transmembrane transport.